AUGCGCAAAGCCCGCAUCGCCGCCAAAAUCAACCACACAGAGCCUCUCCGCCUACAAUGCCUCAAGCUCAACGGCUUCGUAAUCGACCAGCUCCCCUUCGAAGAAGAACUCAGCGGCCUGAAACUCCUGACCUGCGGUGACAAGUGCUUUGACGCCGGGCUGCGCGCCCCCAAGACCAGGCAUGCACCGCUUAAUCGUUGGAGUGGCGCUGUCAAUAAUGCGCCCUCGCACUGCAUGAUUGUCUGGCCCAAUUGGCAGGGCAUAUUUGAUGCGGCGGGCCAUCAACGGGAUGAGAGUGGUGAGGUUGUGGCGGAAGGUGUGGUGGUGUCGACGUCGCACAGCCGUAUGGGAUGUAGGAAACUCGGAUUCCUCCACUUUCAAACCUCAAACCUCACCUCAUUCAACUAUACCAAAAUCCAAAUCCCUUGA
Plenodomus lingam JN3 is the source of this 429-nucleotide messenger RNA. NCBI's taxonomy places the organism in Eukaryota, Fungi, Ascomycota, Dothideomycetes, Pleosporales, Leptosphaeriaceae. The record is from RefSeq and is a predicted model, not a curated record.